AUGAUACAAACACCGACCGCUAUUCCCGAGAAAAUGUGGUACAAACUUGGACCUAAAGGUCUCAGCGACGACGCAACUAGAUGGAUUGAUUCUUGCUUGACGAAGAACCCUACCUACCGUCACGAGUUUCUCACAGAUGCCUCUGGAGACUACUAUGUACAAGAAUACUACGCAAACAGACCCGACAUUGUCGACACUUACCUUCAGCUUCCCAUCCCGAUCCUGAAAGCCGACCUCCUUCGAUACUUGAUUCUGUAUGCUGAAGGAGGAAUAUGGAGCGACCUCGACGUCUCCUGCGAGGACGAGCCGAUACACAAUUGGAUUCCAGAGCAAUACAAAGCAGAAGCGGGGCUUGUUGUAGGAUUAGAGUUCGACUGGGCCUGGGAAGAUGACGAUUUUCUACAUUCUCAAUUCGCAUCCUGGACCAUCAUGGCGAAACCUGGUUCACCACACAUGAUGAUGGUAAUCAACGACAUUCUGGAAGGGAUGAAGACAAAGGCCGAAGAGAACAACGUUCCGAUUUCUGGGUUGACUACGAAAAUGGUGGGUGAGGUGGUCGAUGCUACUGGACCGAAGAGGAUGACGAGGUCUAUCAUGAAGAGUAUGGAGUUAGUACUUAGGGAGACGUUGGAUGAUAGGAAUAUUUCGGGUCUGCAUGAACCGAAGUUGAUUGGAGAUGUGUUGAUAUUGCCGGGGAAUGCGUUUGCGGCGAGUCAGAGUGGGUAUCCUGAUGAUCAAGGGCCCAAGCUCGUUACCCACCAUUAUGCUGGUACUUGGAAGAAUGACCAUGGAGGAGAGAUGGGGUGA
Molecule: messenger RNA, 807 nt
Organism: Mollisia scopiformis
Lineage: Eukaryota; Fungi; Ascomycota; Leotiomycetes; Helotiales; Mollisiaceae
Exons: 1
Coding region: 1-807 (268 amino acids)
Biological process (GO): protein N-linked glycosylation
Cellular component (GO): mannan polymerase complex
Molecular function (GO): alpha-1,6-mannosyltransferase activity
Source: RefSeq, a predicted model, not a curated record